GCUAACCAGAUGGAAUAUCCUAAUGCUGGGGAUCGACACGAUGUCUCGAGCUCGCGCGUACAACAGCUUGCCGAAGACUGUGAAGUACUUACAGUCUUACGAUUGGCUGGACUUUAGGGCUUAUUCUAAGGUGGGAUUUCGGACAUUUGAAAAUAUUUUACCGUUGUUGACGGGUUUACCACCGAUCACCACCAGAGUUCUAGAAGAACAAUUUAAGGCAUUGGAGAAAAACGCACAUCGCUUCAUGUGGAACAGGUUCAAAGAAGCUGGAUACAUGACUGCGUUUGGCGAGACUCACAUGGAGACGUUCUUUAGAUUCUACGAGCUCCACCCCACCGACCAUUACGUGCGGCGGUUCGAAGAGGAGCUCUGGAGAGGCAACUACGUCUGCUCCGGAAGCAUGUUCCCUGAACGACACCUUUUCGACUACAUACUCCAAUUUAUCCGAGCCUACAAAGACCCAUACUUCGGGUUUUUCUUCUCCAAUUCCUUCAGCCACGACUAUCCGGGUUCGCCGGCCCUCCUGGACAAACACUUGAUAGAAUUCCUGGAGCAAUUGCGUCAGACUAAAUCCUGGAAUAGUACGUUUGUCGUUCUUUUCUCAGAUCACGGCGUGACGUACGGAAAGCCAAGGAAUGACAAGCAGAAGGAGUUUUAUUACGAAGAACGGCUGCCUAUGCUGUUUAUGCAGGUCCCUGACGACUUCAAAGAGGUUUUCCCCGACGAGUAUUUCAACAUGCAGUGGAAUCAGAACAGACUGACGACCGUCUACGACCUCCAUGCGACAAUGUUGAAGAUCCUUAGCCUCUCGACAAACACUCGACAAAGUAAACCAGACGCUUGCCCGAAAGUCACCGGUUUGACCGAAAAAAUCUCGUCUAAAAGAACCUGCAAAGACGCCUGUGUUAGUGAAAUUUAUUGCACAUGCCAGUGCUUGAUAAAUGCUCCAAAUACAUGGUUAACAAGGAAGAGUUUGAACGUAGCGGUUUCUAAAGUGCAACAAAUCUCUCAGGCUAUAAAAACCGACGUGAAAUGCACGAAAUGUGCGAAGCUAAAAUACGAGAAAACGAAUAGAAUACACUUCUAUACAAGAGGCAAUAAAACGUGGUAUAUAGUGAAUUUUGACGUUUCUCCUGGCUAUAAGUCUUUUGAGGCUAUACUUGAGUAUGACGGGCAACGUUUCACACAUUUAGUUACAGAAAUCACGAAAGCAAUGGCAGAUCAAAGUUGCGUAUACGCUUAUCAAGAUAAGGUGUAUUGUGAAUGUAUCAAAGAUAAUAAAUGUACUUAA
Pectinophora gossypiella (pink bollworm) is the source of this 1291-nucleotide messenger RNA. RefSeq lists its product as uncharacterized. The transcript has 4 exons. The record is from RefSeq and is a predicted model, not a curated record. The coding region runs from base 23 to 1291 and encodes 422 amino acids. Lineage: Eukaryota; Metazoa; Arthropoda; Insecta; Lepidoptera; Gelechiidae.